This is a messenger RNA of Thecamonas trahens ATCC 50062, 3495 nucleotides long. RefSeq lists its product as uncharacterized. Gene Ontology annotation, molecular function: magnesium ion binding; ATP binding; ATP hydrolysis activity. The record is from RefSeq and is a predicted model, not a curated record. Lineage: Eukaryota; Apusomonadida; Apusomonadidae. Gene Ontology annotation, cellular component: trans-Golgi network; plasma membrane. The annotation marks the transcript as partial. Gene Ontology annotation, biological process: phospholipid translocation. The transcript has a single exon.
CAGUGUACCAUGACUGUCCAGCUCAACUCGCCAUGGGUAGAGACAUUGGAGUCACACCCGCUGCCCUCGCGAAGCCUGUCAUGCUCACCGGGAGAGGACGGGAUGCGCGAGGCCCUGUCGCGGUUUGUGGGCGAGAGGGCGAGCCAGUGGCCGACGGCUAGCUUGGGCCAUCGGGGACCAUUCACAUCCAUCGGAGGGCGGAAGGAGGCAAAGCCGCCGAGAACAGGUGGGAAUGGGGCUGGAGGCAAUGCUGUGCGGACAACAAAGUAUACAUGGUGGUCGUUCUUGCCCAAGAACCUGUACGAGCAGUUCCGUCGCCUGGCUAAUCUCUACUUUCUCAUCAUUUGCAUCGCCACACUCAUUCCGGGCGUCACGCCUAUUCCGCCCAUCACCUCCAUCUCACCGCUGGUCUUUGUUCUGGCUGUCGCUGCUCUCAAAGAAGCCUACGAGGACUAUCGCCGCGCUGUGGACGAUGCCCGCGUCAAUGCCCGCCCAAUCACCAUCGUCACCCGCGCAUCAACCUUUCGCAUUGUCCAGGCACAGGACGUCGUUGUCGGCGACAUUCUCUUCCUCCGCAAGAACGAGCUCGUCCCUGCCGACGCCCUUGUCCUCGCCACCUCUAAUCCGCGCUCUGUCCUCCCGCCACUCGUCCCUAGUGGCGAGCCACGCCUCGGCGCAUCGACCGCCUACGUCGAGACAUCCAACCUCGACGGCGAGUCGGCUCUCAAACCGCGCACCUGCCUCUCGGCCACUGCCGCGCUCCACGAUCCGCAUACCAUCCUCGACUCCCUCGACAUUGUUGUCCACUACCAGGAGCCGACAGCUUCUCUCUACGAGUUUGAGGGCUACCUCACCACCCGCGGCGGCUCAAACUAUGCGCUCUCGGCCAACAACCUCCUCCUCCGUGGCUCGCGGCUGAAGAACACCGACUACGUACUCGCGCUUGUGCUCUACACCGGCGACGAGACCAAGCUCGUCCUCAACCUCUCACCGCCGCCAUCCAAACGCUCACGAGUCGAAGUCACCCUCAACUCAUAUCUUGUCUGGAUCCUCGCCGUUCUCCUCGUCAUCUGCCUGGUCUGUGCUGGCGUCUCGGGCUACUACAACGACUCGGUCCUCGCCGAUCGCGCCGGCUACCUUCAGCUCUCCAAGUACGCCACCUCGGGCUCGGCCGGCCUGCUCAACUACGGCUUUGCAUUUCUCACCUUUCUCAUUCUCCUCAACGUCUUUAUCCCCAUGUCUCUCUAUGUUACCGUCGAGCUCCACAAGUUCGCCUGCUCGCUCUGGGUCAUGGUCGACGCCCGCAUGUACGAUCCAGUCACAGACACUCACUGCAAGUGCAACACGUCGAACCUGCUCGAGGAGCUCGGCCAGAUCGAGCACGUCUUCUCCGACAAGACCGGGACGCUGACCAGGAACGAGAUGAUCAUGCGCGAGGCCUCGGUCGCCGGCACCCACUACCUCCUUACACCGCGCGACGCCGCUGCAAACGUUUCGGACGACGCUGUCGUCCUCGAUCCGGACGCCCUCCCACCGUUCGUCGCACACUUCUUCACCGCAUGUGCGCUCUGCCACACGGUGUACCCGGGCGAGCCUGUCGACGAGCUGCCCGAUCCAGCUUACGAGGCAACCUCGCCCGACGAGCUCGCACUCGUCAUCGGCGCCGCCGCCAUGGGCAUUUCCUUUGUCGAUCGAGAUACCGAGACGCUCACGCUCGACAAGACCGGCGUGGCCGGGCUUACCGUCUACGAGCUGUUGCACGUCAUCGAGUUUGACUCGGACCGAAAGCGCAUGUCGGCCGUGGUCCGCGAGCCCUCGGGCCGCAUCGUUGUCUACACCAAGGGUGCAGACUCGGUCCUUACUCCGCUCCUGGCCGACAGCGCCAACAACGCGCGCCUCCUCGACGCCACCAACUCGCACGUCACUGCCAUGUCAACAAUGGGCUUGCGGACGCUUCUAGUCGCUUCGCGCGAGCUCGACCCCGAGUGGUAUGCCGCGUGGUCCUCCCGCCACGCCGCUGCCGAGGCCGCCAUGGCCGACCGCGCCGCCCACGUCGCAGCGUCGGCGCUUGAGCUUGAGCGUGAGCUUGUUCUCCUCGGCGCCACCGCCAUUGAGGAUCGUCUCCAAGAUGAAGUUCCCGAGACCGUCGCCGCCCUCCGCGCCGCAGGCUGCAAGGUAUGGGUCCUCACCGGCGACAAGCAGGAGACCGCCAUCAACAUCGGCUACUCGGCCGCCCUUCUCACCCAGGACAUGCAGACCUUCCGACUUAACGCCUCGUCGGCCGAUGAGACUGCAGGGCUGCUCGCUCACUACGCCGCCGUCGCGUCGCGGUCAGGUGACCACCCGCGCGGCGUUGUCGUCGACGGCAAGACCCUCGACUAUGCGCUCGAGCCGCACAACGCUGCGGCGUUCUUCGCGCUUUGCGCCUCGGCCGAGGCCGUCCUCUGCUGCCGCGUCUCGCCGCUGCAAAAGGCGCUCGUUGUCCGCCUAGUCAAGGAGCACUCGCCGUCGCCACCCACUACCCUCGCCAUCGGCGACGGCGCCAACGAUGUCGGCAUGAUCCUUGAGGCCCACGUCGGCAUCGGCCUCGUCGGCAAAGAGGGCAUGCAGGCAUCUCGCGCCGCAGACUACGCGCUGGGCCAGUUCCGCUUCCUCCGCCGCCUCCUCCUUGUUCACGGCCGCUUCUCCUACCUCCGCCUCUCUAUGCUCAUCCAGUACUCGUUCUACAAGAACAUCGCCUUUGCGCUCCCACAGGCCUACUAUGCCCUCUACAACGGAUUCUCCGGCCAGACCCUCUUUGACGCAUGGCUCCUCACCCUCUACAACAUCAUCUUUACAUUCCUCCCCGUCAUGAUCCUCUCGCUCACCGAGCGCGACCUCUCCGCCAACUAUCUCCUCGCCCAUCCGGAAGCCUACCAACCGCUCCCGCGCGGCAUCUGGUUCAACGGCUACACAUUUACCGGAUGGAUGCUGUCGGCAGUGUGGCACUCGGCUGCAGCGUUUUGGGCCGGUGUCGCCAUCUACGGCCGCGGCGUGCUCGCCGACAAUGGCCAAGUCGACGGCCUCUGGACCUUUGGCACCGCUGUUUGCACGUAUGUUGUCCUCGCUGUCAACGCCCGCCUCGCCAUCGGCACCCGCAUCUGGACCAUUCUCAACGCCGCCGCCAUGGCCCUCACCCUGUGCGGCUACUUUGGCACCGUCUACGUCUACUCGCUCAUUUCGGGAAUCACUCCGUCCAACAUGUACUGGAUCAUGUACGCCGUCUCGAGCUCGCCGGCCUGGUGGCUCUCGGUUGUCGUUGUUCUGGCUAUCGCCGUCCUGCCCGACGCCUCGUGGCGCGCCUGGCGUGACACCAUCCUCUCGCCGCCACAUCCAGAGGCCGGUCCGAGCGCAACUGCUGCCUCCGCCGCUCACCUCCCGGUCAACGAAGAGUCGUCGCUGCUCUUUACCCAACCCGGUACUCUUCCGGACAGCUAUGGUGCAACAAUGAGAUAA